This is a messenger RNA of Tribolium madens (black flour beetle), 4944 nucleotides long. RefSeq names its product DDB1- and CUL4-associated factor 1 (gene mahj). The transcript has 18 exons. Gene Ontology annotation, molecular function: protein binding. Gene Ontology annotation, cellular component: Cul4-RING E3 ubiquitin ligase complex; nucleus. The record is from RefSeq and is a predicted model, not a curated record. Gene Ontology annotation, biological process: protein ubiquitination. Lineage: Eukaryota; Metazoa; Arthropoda; Insecta; Coleoptera; Tenebrionidae.
UCCAAUGGAGCCUGAGAUUUGUGAUUUACGCUUUGUGGAAGUGUAUUACGCUAAUUUGUGAAAUUGUGAUUGAGAUUUUUUACUAACCACCGCUGUUUAAUUUAAAUUGAUCUAUUGUUUUUGCUACCCUAGAGGUGUUCAAACUGUGCAAAUUCCCUCACCUUGAGUUUACACAACUGUGAAGAAUUUUAGGUUAUGUUAAACUACCUCAUGCCCUUUAUUUUAUAACAUUUAAAACCAAUAAUGUCAGAAAACAGCAAUUCGACUUCUAUUAUGUCAGAAGUCACAACUUUGAUUAGGAAUUGGGAAGAUGAGCAUACAGAGCCUAAUUAUGACCCCAUUCCGACUCUCACCAGAUUGGCCGAAAUAUGCGAAGUGGAGACUGAAAAUUACUUGAAAAUGGAUCCAGAUCCAUUUGAUGAACGUCAUCCUUCAAGGACUGACCCAGACUGCAAACUUGGCCAAAUAUUGAAAGCACUUUUCAGAAAGGACAAUUUUAUGAACAAACUUGUUAAUGAUUACUUGAGAGAGACAUAUUACUCUAGGUCGGGAAUUACAGACAAGGAUGUUGAUCAGUUGAAUAUUGCAGCAUGUAGGUUGAUGCUAGACGUGAUGCCUGGCUUAGAGACAUCAGUAGUUUUUCAACCUGACAUGGAUAAUUUGAUACACCGUUUAAUUAAAUGGACUACAAAUUCAAUAGAACCUUUGCAAAGUUACGCAACAGGACUUUUAGCUGCUGCAAUGGAAAUUCCAGAGAUUGCUACACGUUUUAGGGAACAAAACGGACGACUUGUGCCUUUACUACUUCAAAGACUGCGUAGGCUUCAAAAUUCGUCAGAAUUUUUAAAUACGACAAAUUCUCGACCGUUUGCACACUUAUCGUCAAUGAAGUCGCCUCCAUAUCGGGGGGACGGUGUCAUAAAAGUUUCUCCUUCUGGUAUUAAAAGGCGUACGUAACUAUCCCAAACUUUAUUUUGUUUUACAAUUAUUUUUACAGCUCGUGAAAAUGGAGUUAUUCCAAAUUCAAAAACAACACUCAAUAAAGAAAAUACUGACGUAAUAAACACGGCUAGGAAUGAAGCCAGUGAGGUAAGUGUUUCUUUUCCUUUCAGUAAUAUCUUUUCACAUUUAACUCAGUUGUCAGAUUCGGAAACUGGUCAGAAAAGAAAAAGGUUAAAAUUAGGUCACAAUUCAACCGAAAGUGAUGAAGGCACUCCUCAAAAGGUCCUUCUGUUUAAUGAAACGAGCAAUUCAUCGUGGGCAGAACUCGAAAGUUUUAUGAUUGGGACUGUGCAAAUUUUUCCUCCAACUAUAGCGACGCGGCAAAUAUUAAUUUUGCGGUAUUUGACGCCGUUGGGCGAAUAUCAGGAGUUUUUAAGUCAUGUUUUUGAAAAUGAGGCUCUUAGUUUGGUUUUAAAAUAUGUAAAUGUCAGAGCGACCAAAGAGGCGAGACUAGCUUUUGAAGCCUUAAAAUAUCUUUCUGCUCUUUUAUGCCACAAAAAAUUCUCAAUUGAGUUUAUUCAAAUGGAUGGACUUCAGUCACUUUUGGAGGUUCCAAGGCCGUCUAUAUCUGCUACUGGCGUUUCUAUAUGUUUGUAUUAUUUAGGAUAUUGUGAAGAGGCAAUGGAGAGAGUUUGCUUGCUUCCUAAAUACUUAAUCACCAGUUUAGUCAAGUACGCUCUGUGGCUUUUGGAAUGCUCGCAUGACUCAGGACGGUGUCAUGCGAUUAUGUUUUUCGGUCUCACGUUUCAGUUCAAAGUUAUUUUGGAGGAAUUUGAUGCUCAUGAUGGGUUAAGAAAAUUACACAAUGUGAUUUCUACAUUAUCGAUUUUGCUUCCGGAUACAGACACAACUCAGCUAAAUGAAGAUCAGGAAUGCGCCGCUCGGCAAAUCGUUAGACAUGUUUGCGUCGCAUACCGUCGAUAUCUCGAAGCUCACCUUAACCUGAAAGUCGAACCAAUCAAAAGAUCGCAACUCAGACUUAACGAAAAGUCGGCUCAGCCGGCUUUGCCUGCGCAACUGAGUUGCAAACCGUACAAGUCAUCACCUGAAGAAGUCCAACAGAACGUCGAAACAUUGUUGCAAUAUAUGCCGUUUCGAGGACAUUGGAUUCCGGUCGAUCAGUUACUAAAAUUGGGAGGAAUUACACUGUUGUUAAAAAUAAUUGCGUUUGCUUAUGAGUGGAAUUAUAGCGGAAGAGCGGAGACAGUUAGAUCGGCUUUGGAUACGUUGGCGAUUGCCUGUGUUAUGCCCAAAGUUCAGUUGUUGUUUUGUGAUAGGGUGGAGUUGCCGGAAGAAAGUGCCACAGUUGGUAUGAAUAUUAUUUUGGGGGCGGCUGAAGGAGAAAUAGUCGCAGACGCUGAUGUACAAAAAGCUGCACUUCGAGUAAUUGUCAAUUGUGUUUGUGCUCCCAUAAAUAGGGUUGGUGGCACUUUAACCCGAUAUUCGGCGACGGUAAAUACUCCCGUUAAAAAAAUGAAAUUCAAAAGUAGCGAGGAAUUGAUUCAAAAAGUUUGGGAUUGUGUUAGGUCGAAUAGUGGGAUAAUGGUUUUGUUGCAACUAAUGAAUAUUAAAACACCAAUCACUGAUGCGGAUUGUAUACGUACUUUAGCUUGUAAAGCAUUGGCCGGCUUAGCACGGUCUGAGACUGUACGCCAAAUCGUUUCAAAAUUGCCACUGUUUACAAGUGGGCAACUCCAGAAUUUAAUGAGGGAUCCAAUUUUACAAGAAAAACGACAAGAACAUGUUACUUUUCAAAAAUAUGCUCUUGAACUUUUGGAACGACUUUCAGGAAAAACAAAACAUCGAGGAAACGAUUUAGAAGUGUCUUUGGCCAACAUUCACAGAGCUAACGUUGUAGCCCAAACUAAAAUUCAAUUUAAUGAUCGGCAGUUGUUACAACUGAUUCACCAGCAUCUAAUCACUAAGGGUUUUCCAGACACGGCCUCUAUAUUAGUAAAAGAAGCAAAUUUGGGAAAUUCUGUGACUCCAAUUUCAUCAAAUCAACCAACCAAAUUCCGAUACUCGUCCACUCUAACACCAUCUAGACUUAAAUUAAAUUUCACGACAACACAGCAUCGCACUAUUCCGCAUUCACCAGUUGUCCAAAAGGAAGAAACGUCAUUUAUUAAUGGAUCUAACUGUACCUCUCCCGCUAUUAAAUUAAUUAAAAAACACCAAAAUCAAAUUGUCGCGACGCCGGUACAAAACUCAAGACUGCAAAAACAAACGAAUAGCGAUGUUGUGGUUAGAGUACCGAGUCAGACCUUACUCGACGAACCGCUGACUUCACCCGAACAGCCUCGAGUCACACUCGACUCGAUCAUAACCGAGUAUUUGACCAAUCAGCAUGCGUUAUGUAAAAAUCCCAUGGCCAACUGUCCCAAAUUCAACCUCUUUAUUCCACAUAAAUGCCCAGACCCCAAACCAAAGAUAGCAACAGCCAAUAAUUUUGUUGUGAGAUGUGCGAGACGAGCUAUUGGUUAUCAGUCCAAAUCUAUGGACCGUAAAUUUAUUCAUUCGAGAUUUUGUCCAGUCCAAACCAUUCGUUCUUCGUCGGAUGGCGAUUUCUUCACUUGUGCGAAAUUCCUACCGGGCGAUAAAAGCAUAAUCGUGGGUGACUACAGUGGUGAUAUACGAAUUUUCAAUUUGCAUAGCGGAAAUGAAGAAUUUAUGUUUCAAACUCACGAUAACUACAUCGUUCAUUUGGAACCUAACCGAAGUGGCGAGUUUUUGUUGACAAGUUCAACUUGGGGGCGGCCUCUAUCCGCUCUCUGGGCCAUAAAGAAUUCCGAGAUGAAGUUUGCGUUAGAUGAUGAAGAACAUGUAGAGUUUAGUAAAGUAACGCAGGACCGCAUUGUGGCCACUAAACUUGAAGUUGCGACGAUUUAUGAUGCCGCCACUGGCCAAUCUAUUACGAGAUUAGUUCCUACUGAUAGUAACCAAUAUACUAGAAAUAAAGCCACUUUUAGCCCUUUUGAUGAUUUGGUUUUAUCCGAUGGGGUGCUUUUUGAUGUCAACUCGGGUAAACAGAUUCAUAAGUUGGAUAAGUUGAAUCAGACCCAAAGUGGUGUGUUUCACCCUAACGGAUUAGAGAUUGUAUCAAAUACUGAAGUUUGGGAUGUCCGAACUUUUCAUUUAUUGAAAACAGUGCCAGUUUUGAAUCAGCGUACUGCAGUUUUUUCACCUGUCAAUAGUGCGAUUUACGCAAUUUCAAUGGAACAGGAGUUGGAUAACGGUGAUUCUACUUUCGAUUCGAGUUUUAAAACAGUUGAUGCGAUUGAUUAUUCGAGUAUUGCGACUAUUGAGGUUAAAAAAAAUAUCUACGAUCUGGCGGUCAACCGUUUUGAUACGCAAAUUGUGAUUGUGGAAAAUCAGGGAAUUUAUCAGUCGGUUCAAGAGUCUGUAGUGAGAAUAUACGAUGUCGGCAGAAAGAGAGACGAUGAGGAUGAACAAGAUGAGGAAGAUGAGGAAGAAGAAGAUGACGAUAUGGACGGGAGCGACGACGACGGUUCCGACAAUGAUGUUGAUGAUUUUCUAGAUCGACUGGUGCUCAACGUAGGCGGAAAUAAUGAUAACAACGAUAAUAACGGCAACAAUGAUGAUGACAAUGAUGAAGAUGAUAAUUUCUUCGAUAGUGAAUCUGAUAGUUGGACGAGUACAUCGACUGGGUCUGAUGAUUCGUUCACGGAUGAUAUGUUCGAUUUUUGAGCAAAAAAAUUAAAAUAAGGUUUAAAUGUGAUAGAAAUUCGAAAAUAGUUAAUUGAAUGAGUGAGAGUGUGUCGAGUUUUCCUUUUAGCAGAAAAAAUGCAUUUUUAUGUUUUCCAGCACUGCAAUUAGAAAGAAUGAUAUUUUAUGCGAGUGUGUUUUUUUAAGGUGAAAUAAGUUGCAAGUAUAUUGACAUUGUGUAUUAUAUUUCAUAAAUAAAUGAGAUUUCAAGAAAAA